Molecule: messenger RNA, 2108 nt
Organism: Myotis lucifugus (little brown bat)
Lineage: Eukaryota; Metazoa; Chordata; Mammalia; Chiroptera; Vespertilionidae
Product: YY1-associated factor 2
Exons: 4
Coding region: 1-552 (183 amino acids)
Biological process (GO): positive regulation of DNA-templated transcription
Cellular component (GO): nucleus
Molecular function (GO): DNA binding; transcription coregulator activity
Source: RefSeq, a predicted model, not a curated record
AUGGCUUUGGCCUCGCAUCCUUUGACAGAGAAGAAAAAGCUGGAUCACUUACCAGUAACUGGAGUUCUCCUAUUGGGUAAUCUCCACAGAUCCACAUUCUUUGAAGUUAUUGUGAAUGCCUCGAGGACCAAGGAACCGUUGAAAUUUCCAAUUUCAGGAAGGAAACCUCGACCUGUCUCCCAGUUGGUUGCACAGCAGGUUACUCAGCAGUUUGUGCCCCCUACACAGUCAAAGAAAGAGAAAAAAGAUAAAGUAGAAAAAGAAAAGAGUGAAAAGGAAACAACUAGCAAAAAGAACAGUCAUAAGAAAACCAGGCCAAGAUUGAAAAAUGUGGAUCGGAGUAGUGCUCAGCAUUUGGAAGUUACCGUUGGAGAUCUGACAGUCAUUAUUACAGACUUUAAGGAGAAAACGAAGUCACCGCCUGCAUCUAGUGCUGCUUCUGCAGAUCAGCACAAUCAGAGUGGCUCUAGUCCUGAUAACACAGAGAGGGGAAUGUCCAGGUCAUCUUCACCUAGAGGAGAAGCCUCAUCAUUGAAUGGAGAAUCCCAUUAAAGUUUAUUUUCUCCAAUUUCUUAGUUCAGUCAUAUCAUGCAGAUAUACAGAUUAUGCCAAGAAGUACCACAUUUUCAUGACAAACAUAUUCAUGCACAAUUCAUAAUUUGCAUUUUACAUAAAAGAGAAAUUUGUUAGAAUUUGUUAGAUUUGAUUGCAAUCUAUGCCUACCAAACAUUUCCAGACUUUAACAUUUUGGUCUCCACAAUUAAAGGUGCCAUGAAAAUGUGGUUGAAUUAUUCAUUAUGCAGUGUUAUUGGUAAGUCUAUUUUCACUUUUAGUUUAGUGAAUUCUAACACAUAAUUCUUGAAUUCUCUACUAUUGGCAUGUAACGAAGUUAAAUUUUUAUAACAUAGUGCAACCUGCCUAAAUAUGUAUUAUUUGAGAAUUGUGAAACAAAUAGUUAUAUGUAUACAAGUCAAAGAUCAACUUAAUCAACUAUUGCUGCAACAGGAUUUUCUUAAUGGCUAUCCUCUUAAUACACCUGCUGGUACUUGGUGUGGUUAAAUAGAAAAACUGUUAUUAAAUAAAGAAUUUGUAUGAACCGUUGCCAAUAUUUUUUACACAUUUUGCUAAAUUAUUUUUUCCUGAAUUAUGUUUCUGGUUUUACCUCCUUUUUUUUUGAUUUUUUUUUUUUUUUUUGCUUUCAAAACAUUCAUUUGUUGUAAUGUUUACUCUCAGACUAGUAAACAAUAAAACAUUGAUUAUUUAGCUUUAUAAUUCAAGUUUAGUGCUAUUGUCAUUGAACACUGGUAUUUUCUGUAUUAUAUAAAAUAUUAAAAUUCAAAUAAUUAUAAGCAUUUGACAAAAGCAGAAGAGAAAAGAAACCUGCCAUAUUUUAAAAGCUGCAAUUUUGGAAAAGCUUUAACUUAAUAGUUCUAUCACUGUUUCCUCGCCCCAAACUUUAUCCAGGGUUAUAGAAGUAUGAAUCUAAUAAAUACAGAAAUGACAACUGUUGCACAGAACUGGGAAAAAAACUAGUUUUAAAUCAGUUUAAUUGGCCUCUUACUAAAUGUAACAGUUCUUAUGAAAAUCAUAGUGCCCUAUUUUCAGACACAACUGCAUUUAUCAAUAUCCCAAAAUAAAUAUUUACAGCUCCACUUACUAUUAUGUAAAGUUAUGAAUAAAAUAUUUUUAUGACUACAGAUUUUGCAUUUUUGUUUACAACUAAUAAAGUGUUUUAUGUUAUAUUUAAAAAUCAAACCUAGAAACCACACAGUACUUCUAAAUUCUCCUAAGGUCUCCUGCUUUUUCUUAGCCAUUUACUUAAUAUAUAGCCACCUGUAGGAGACUUCUGCAAUAUCAAUGAACUUAACAACAUAACUUGGAUACAAAAUAUCACAUAAAGACAUCAUGAUAGCAUUUUAAGAAAAAAAUAAAACUGUAGACCCUGACAGUUGUGAUAUAUGGUGGUUUCAUGUGAUAAUGUAAUUUUCUGUUUUAUUGCAGUACUUUUUACAGGCACAAUGGUACUGUCCUUUUUGUAAGAUGCUAGUUGUGAAAUAUAGUUAAUUGCAUACAGUAAAAGUCUGUGAUUAAAACAUUUAUAUACCUCA